Mycosarcoma maydis (corn smut) is the source of this 1026-nucleotide messenger RNA. RefSeq lists its product as uncharacterized. The record is from RefSeq and is a predicted model, not a curated record. The transcript has a single exon. Lineage: Eukaryota; Fungi; Basidiomycota; Ustilaginomycetes; Ustilaginales. The coding region runs from base 1 to 1026 and encodes 341 amino acids.
AUGUCUCCUCCCACCUCCCUAGACCAAGAGAACUUCAACACGGACCUUGAGAAAGAACUACUUCUCUCCACUUCUUACGAGGAACGCAUGGAUAGCAACUUUAAAAGCGCCUUGAACGAAGACCACCUCAAGCUCUGCGUCGGUCAAGAGCACGGAUCGCAACGCAGUAGUACUCGUGUUCUGAUCCUCUCACGAGGCUUCAAGUACAUGUUCACCCUUCUUGUCGCUUUUUUAAGUACCAAUGGCUUCUGGGCAAUCUUCGGCCCUGAACUGUUUGAUCACAAUAGUCUCUUUACUUGGGUUAGAAAGGGUGACUGUGAUGUUUAUCGAAGCGGCCUUCACCAUUAUCAUCAUCAUGAUCAUGACGGGCCUUCGCCACAUGGUUUACCUGUUCUUGGGUCCGGCAAUUCUCAUCCGCCUUGCUCGCCGCCUCAUGGCCCUCUUAGUCACCCACUCCCUCCUCCGCCUCGACGUCGCGGUGGUCCAGGAAGGAUACAAGAGUGCUUCGAUCUGAUUCCUGGCAACACCCUUCAAAUCCAAACUCCACUCGAUUGGUUCGGACAGGGUAUUGAGAUUGCACCUUCUUUCGCAGGCUUGAGCGUCACUUUUGUGUGGGACGGCGAAGUUGGUCCCCCCGUAUGCUCAGCUCCAGGUUUCCCUCAUCCACCUCAUCCGCCCCACUCACCUUACCCGAGGAUCAAUUGGAAGGAUGGCACCAGUAGCAAUGAUGGCUCUGGAGCAAGCUCAGAGAAGUGUAUCAAAGAACGCGGCGAGGUUAUCUUUGAAAUUGACAUUCCCUCUAGUGCCGAAUGGAAAAUUGUCAACAUCACUUCACACGAACUCAAGAUUUGCUUGAUGCGUCGAAUCGACUCGACAGGCAUCGACAUUUUUAACGCCAGCGGCAUCCCACCUAGCGAUGCGCGCACUGAUGCUGCUUUCAAUCAGAUAGCAUCUAGCUUCAACACUACUAUACACCUCCCAAGUCACUAUGCUCGUGCUCCUGUACGUAACGGUUACUUUCUUUAG